AUGAUUAUUUUCAAGGACAUCAUCUCUGGAGACGAGAUCCUCUCGGACUCGUACGACCUCAAGGAGGUCGGCGGCAUCGUCUAUGAGGCCGACUGCGCUAUGAUUACCGAGGAAGCCGUCAACGUCGACACUGGUGCCAAUGCCUCUGCUGAGGAGGCCGAGGAGGCCCUCGAGGACGCGGCCGUCAAGGUCAACAACAUCGUCCACUCUUUCCGUCUCCAGUCGACCUCCUUCGACAAGAAGGGCUAUCUUGCCUACCUCAAGGGUUACAUGAAGGCCGUUAAGGCUAAGCUCCAGGAGAAAGGUGCUUCUGCGGAUGAGGUCAAGGCCUUUGAGACUGGUGCCUCGAAGUUCGUCAAGGAGACCCUCCUCCCCAACUUCAAGGACUACGAGUUCUAUACCGGCGAGACCAUGGACCCCGAUGCUAUGGUCGUCCUCCUUAACUACCGUGAGGAUGGCAUCACCCCCUAUGUCACUAUCUGGAAGCAUGGCCUCAAGGAGGAGAAGGUUUAA
Messenger RNA from Scedosporium apiospermum, 513 nucleotides. RefSeq lists its product as uncharacterized. Gene Ontology annotation, cellular component: cytoplasm. The record is from RefSeq and is a predicted model, not a curated record. Gene Ontology annotation, molecular function: calcium ion binding. Lineage: Eukaryota; Fungi; Ascomycota; Sordariomycetes; Microascales; Microascaceae. The transcript has 5 exons. Bases 1 to 513 code for a protein of 170 amino acids.